AGCUAACAUUUAGCUAAGGGAUAAUCACCGUUAGAUUUAAAGUAAAUGCGUCAAAAUCACGAAAAGUUAAUUUUAAAGGUUAAUUUCUAAAGGUGUUGAUACAUCAGAAACUCAGAAUGUAAUAUUUGAGCACUUUUUGAAAGACAUGCCAUCGUAAAAAAAUAAAAGGUAAUAAAAUAAAAAUGCCCGAUGAAUACUUCUGAAGCUAGCCGGCUAUGCUAAGCUAAAGUAAGCUAAGCUAAGCUAAUCUAAGCAUCCAUAAGGAAGAAGUGUUGUCAGUCGGCGGAGCUUCAGACGCUCGCACUAAGCUGAUCAGCGAGACGUUAGUGUUAGACCUGUGAGAAGCCUGGGGGAAAUGGCUAAAAUUCAUAUUCAAGGGAACGGAUUUCAGGCAAAAGAUGUGAAAAGUCUACAGGGCAAGACGGAGAGUUUAGCCGGACAGGAAAGCGAAUCUUUGGGCUCUGAGCUGAACGGCGUCGCCGAAACCCAAGCGGAUAAAUACGGCUUCAUCGGCGGAUCUCAGCAGAGUUCCGUGGAUCCAGCCGAGGACAUCCCUCCUGAGGUGCUGAGGCAGAGAGAGGCUAAGUGGUUGGAGAUGCUGAACAGCUGGGAUAAGUGGAUGAGCAAGAAACACAAGAAGGUGAAGCUGCGGUGUCAGAAAGGCAUUCCUCCGUCGCUGAGGGGUCGUGCCUGGCUCUAUCUGUCCGGGGGAAAGGUGAAAAGAGAGCAGAAUGUGGGCAAGUUCCAGGAAUUGGACAGUGACUGUGGAGACCCAAAAUGGGUGGAUGUGAUCGAGAAGGAUCUCCAUCGUCAGUUUCCCUUUCACGAGAUGUUCUCUGCACGAGGAGGACACGGGCAGCAGGAUCUGUUCCGAGUGUUGAAGGCUUACACACUUUACCGGCCAGAGGAGGGUUACUGCCAGGCUCAGGCUCCCAUUGCUGCUGUGCUGCUCAUGCAUAUGCCUGCUGAGGACGCAUUUUGGAGUCUGGUGCAAAUCUGUGAGAAAUAUCUGCCUGGCUACUACAGUGCAGGCCUGGAGGCAAUCCAGCUGGACGGAGAGAUCCUGUUCUCUUUACUGAAGCGUGUGUCUCCUGUGUCUCAUCGGCACCUGAAGAAGCACAAAAUCGACCCUGUGCUCUACAUGACCGAGUGGUUCAUGUGCGCAUUCUCUCGCACGCUGCCGUGGGCGUCAGUGCUGCGCGUUUGGGACAUUUUCUUUUGCGAAGGAGUAAAAGUCAUUUUUCGUGUGGGCCUGGUGCUUCUGAAAUGCAUGCUGGGAUCUCAAGAGAAGCUAAAGGCGUGUCCGGGUCAGUACGAGACGAUGGAGAGGCUUCGCAAAGUAGAGCCACGCUACAUGCAGGAGGGCUUCCUCAUUAAAGAGAUUCUGGAAUUGCCGCUGUCUGAGCGAGACAUCGAGAAGGAGCAUCUCGCACAACUGCGACACUGGAAGGAAACGCACGGAGAACUGCACUGUAAAUCCCCUCCCAGAAUGCACGGCGCUCGUGCUAUCAUGGCCGCCGAGCCUCCCACCCGACAGGACCUGCAGCAGAAACCCACCAUUUUGGUGGAGCCGGCGGAGAUCAACAGCUAUGAAGACAAGGAGAAAAAGAAAAGCAAAGGGGAUAAAAAGAAAAGCAAGAAAGACACUUCGCUCGACACAACCAUUCAGAACCAGGCACCGCAGGACCAGGCUUUACAAAGUCAAUCACAGGCGCUGCUAAAGGACACGAGUCUUCAGGCAUCUAAUCCGAGUCUGAGCAGCACAGAACACGACACGUACCUGUAGAGUGCCACAUGACCGUCAUGCUGACCUGUGAAUAUUUACUAACUGCAUCUGAAGACGUCUGGUCCAGAUGGCCCUCUCUCAGGUUUCUACAUCUGGUGUGAUUAGACUUCAGUCCCACAAUGCAUUGGGGGCCUGCGCUGGGAUUGCAGUUUUUUGUACAUCACAUCCAUGUGCUUCAUGAAGAAAGAAAUUCAUUUGGGAGUUUUUUAUGGUCUGUUUUAAUUCCUAAGCACCAAGAAUGUGUGAAAGCCACAUUACUUACUGUAUUUUCCAGAUUAUAAAGCACAACAUUAAUCGUCGUUUUAUUUAGUAGUCGUGAGAUUUCGGGACCAAGCCGGUACACUACCAUAAUUUAUCGCUAAGAUUAUUUUGAAAAUGCUCUAGUUGUGUUAGCUACAGACAGCAGCGACACAGCAGAUCUUAAACAGAUACACAAAACCUAUUUAAUAAUAAUCAGAUACAGCAACACUAAAGAAAAAUGAACUGAAACACACCAGCAGAACAAACCAAAGCUUCACUUCAGAGGCAAACACGCAGAUGGGACAACAGACAAACAAACAAAAGGGAAGAGUGACUUAGAGUCUGGAAAAUGACUCAAAGACUCAAACAUCAUCACUGUGUGAUGGAAACAUAAAAGGGCUGAAAUUUUGCUUGCCGUAAAUGAUGAUAACGUACCGGCAGGGCCACUGUGGCACUUCAGUGUGCAGAAGCUACUUUUCAGUAUAACGGAAAGUGACAGCGGCUCGAUAAACAACAAACAAAUCAGACGUGUUCAUGUUAGGCAUGUGGCGGUUUAUACACCAUAAGAUUUAAUGCCAUUAUCAAUGAUUGUUUAAAAACAUUGCAUUUGGGAGGCAAUUAGAUAGAUCGAUUUUUAUUUAUUUUUUUUGUUUAAUUGGGAAUCUUUUACUUAUUUUGUCAUUUUGUAAGAAUACAUUCCCAUAACACAAGACAAAAAUCUUGGCUUCAACUGAAGGACUAUUUCUUGGUAUCUGUAUUACUCAAGGAAUUAUUCAUUCCAGAACAUGUUUUUUUUGUUUGUUUGUUUUUUUAUUUUUUUUUGGGGAAAAUAAUCAAUCAAGUUCAUUAUUUUCCUAGAACAUAUCAGCCACUCCAGGACAUGUUGUUAUAUCAAAGAUAUGAACGUCAUACUUUUUAUCCACUUAUAGUUACUUUUAUUGUUCCAUAGAUGAGAAAGCAGCGUCACCCACAGGCUUUAGUGCAUGCACUUUCUGGGUUUGACCACUAGGGGGUGCAGCAUGACCUCCGGAUCGUAAACAAAACUUUUACUUUAAACCUUUUUGUAUUUUAUUGUAAGUUUUUUUUUAUGAGAAAGGAAGUAAACAUGGCUGCUUUCAUUUGUAGUCAGUACGAUUUUUAAUUAUUACGGACAUUUUUAAACAAAAAGGAAUCAACCUUGUGUGUAAAUUGUCAAGUUCAAUACAACAUAAUCCAGCGUCAUAAGCUGAUAUUGCCCUGAUGUUUAACACAAAUCAGUGUGUCCUUAAAAAAAAAAAAAAAAACAGAAAAGACUAUGGAUGCACUGAUCUGGUGUCAGUACCAGUCUAUUAUUCAGCCUGAAAAAGUCUCAGCUUUUUUUUUUUUUUUUUUUUUUUUUU
Messenger RNA from Tachysurus vachellii, 3405 nucleotides. RefSeq names its product TBC1 domain family, member 10Ab (gene tbc1d10ab). The coding region runs from base 356 to 1786 and encodes 476 amino acids. The transcript has 9 exons. Lineage: Eukaryota; Metazoa; Chordata; Actinopteri; Siluriformes; Bagridae. The record is from RefSeq and is a predicted model, not a curated record.